Musca domestica (house fly) is the source of this 1742-nucleotide messenger RNA. It is a transcript of the gene ProRS-m, whose product is annotated as probable proline--tRNA ligase, mitochondrial. NCBI's taxonomy places the organism in Eukaryota, Metazoa, Arthropoda, Insecta, Diptera, Muscidae. The transcript is spliced from 5 exons. The record is from RefSeq and is a predicted model, not a curated record. Gene Ontology annotation, biological process: prolyl-tRNA aminoacylation. The coding region runs from base 63 to 1385 and encodes 440 amino acids. Gene Ontology annotation, molecular function: ATP binding; proline-tRNA ligase activity. Gene Ontology annotation, cellular component: cytoplasm; mitochondrion.
GUUUAUUGUUUUGUUUCGUUUGACGUAACAAGAACACUGCCUGCUAGCGGCCAGAAAGAAACAUGCAGAAGGUAUCUCGUUUAUAUUGGCCAUUGCUGGUGACUCCCAAAAAUGCCGUUACAAAGCCUGUGGAUACAGUGUCCAAAAGCCAAAAGUUAAUGACAGACCUGGGUCUUCUGAAGCCGGCAACAAAUGGCACAUUCCAAAUUAUGCCAAUUGCCCAACGUUCGUUGGAUAAAUUGUGCAAUUUAGUCAAUGACGCCAUGUUUUCUGUAGAUGGACAAAAAUGUUCCUUGCCUGUGUUAACAUCUUCAUCGCUAUGGAAAAAAUCUGGGCGUCUCAAGGGAGAUAUAACAGAGUUCUUUAUGUUACGUGAUCGUCAUGACAAAUCGUUCCUAUUGAGUCCGACCCAUGAAGAGGCAAUUACCUCAAUGUUGGCAUCGACUGCACCUAUUUCGUAUAGACAAUUGCCACUACGUUUGUAUCAAAUUGGACCAAAGUUUCGUGAUGAAUUAAAGGCUCGCUUUGGCUUAAUGCGAGCCAAAGAAUUUAUCAUGAAAGACAUGUACACCUUUGAUCGGACUGAGGAUGAAGCUCGUGAAACAUAUGAGCUGGUCAAUGAAGCCUACACAAAACUUUUUACGCAGCUAGAGGUGCCGUUUAAAAAAGUUGAAGCUUGUACUGGUAUGAUGGGCGGUAAAGUGUCACAUGAAUACCAUUAUAUAUCAUCGGCUGGCGAAGAUAAUCUUUUGCAAUGUAAAAAUUGCAAUUAUGCAUUUAAUGUUGAAGUCACAGGAGAAACGGACAAUAAUGUUUCCUGUCUCAAGUGUAAAAGUUCUGAUGUUGAACAAGUCAAGGGAAUGGAAGUGGCGCAUGCCUUUCUUCUGGGUGAUAGAUAUUCAAAAGUUUUUAAUGCCACUUAUCUGCAUACGGAUGGUAAACCGAAAACCUUGAUUAUGGGUUGUUAUGGCAUUGGCAUCAGUCGAAUAUUGGCAGCUUCUCUGGAAGUGUUAUCAACUGAGAAUGAACUAAAAUGGCCAUCGCUGUUAGCUCCUUAUGAUGUGUGUGUAAUUGGACCUAAACAAGGUAGUAAAGAAGCCCAUCAAGGCGAUUUGGUGGAGGAAAACUUGUUAGAACAACUGAAGACUAUUUGUAGGCGAGAACUCUUACAUGACGAUCGAAAAUAUUUGACUAUUGGAAAGCGCUUAAUGGAUGCAAAAAGAAUGGGUUAUCCAAUUAUAAUUGUGAUUGGCUCCAAAUCAUGCGAACAAGUCCCCAAAGUCGAAGUCCAUAUUAAUGGAGUGUCAAAGGAAUUGGAGAUCAAUUUGGCCUUGACAGAAAUCACCGAUUACCUCAAACAUAAAACUAGUCUAGCUCUAUUGUAAAAUACAAUUUAAUGCCAUGUUUACGUUAGAACUUUUUGUAGGGUUAUGCCAUGUUUACGUUAGAACUUUUUGUAGGGUUAACCUACUUUGAGAUGAUUUAUUUGAAGUAAAAGUAAUGGAAAUGACAAUUUAAAUCCAAAUCCAGUGGGUUAACCCUCAUAUAUAUAAACGUACUGUUAACCUACUUUGAGAGGAUUUAUUUGAAGUAAAAAUAAUGGAUAUGACAAUUUAAAUCCAAACCAGUGGGUUAACCCUCAUAUAUAUAAACGUACUGUAAGCAUUUUUUUAUUUCAAAAGUAUUUUGUUAAAUUUACUACAUUAGGAAAUAACAUGAAACAAUAAGAGAACAAAAACAAA